AUGGACAGGCUCAAGGCCACACUGGAUCCGAUCCUUACACCUGUACAGGAGAAAAUAUUCAACGUCCUGAACGAGAAUAUCCUCCCUCAAGUCCAGGACCGUAUCGUCAAUCCCGUCCAUGCCAACAUCAUCAACCCAAUCCACGACAAUGUCCUCCAGCCCCUGGAAAGAAAUGUCAUAUCGCCGAUUGAAAACUUCCUCUCACCCCUGGAGCACCUGGCCAACCGCAUCGCCGACUUCUCGCUCCUCCCAGGGGCCCCAAAGCCGAGGAUCGGCUUCGAGGUGCCCCCCUUUGAUCCGGAUCAGGACUUCAAUUGCACGCAGGCACGCAAACUCUUCGAUAAGCUGCGCGACCAGCUUGGCAGCAACAUGCCCUUCGACAAGCAGAACGGGGCUCAGGAUCCGCUGGGCCAGGCCGCUGCCGGCACCGAGGCUGAGCGUGCAGCCAGGCGCGAGCGCAAGUUCGCCGACUUCGAGAGCGUCCUGACCCACAUUGACUUCGACGCUGUCACCACUGUCGCCGAGGACGUCGCCGUCAUGGCCGGGCUGGCCUCCAAGUACCGCGGCCCAGCGCGUCUGGGCGCCGCCAUCUUCGGUACCCACGUUGUCUGCUACCCGAUCAUCUGGGACGGUGACGACGCGGCCGGCCCGCAGGUGCAGGGAGGGGAGGACGAUCCGGACCGUGCCCGGGGUAAGCAGCGCUGGAUCGUCAAGUUCCCGGUCAACGGCGUCGCGGGCCAGUGGACGGAGCGCGACGCCCGCGCGCUGCGCAGCGAGGUCGGUACCAUGGCCUGGCUCCGGCGCGAGCUGGGCGUCAGCACCCGGCUCAACGUGCCGCGCGUCUACCACUGGGAUGCGUCGACGGGGACGACGACCGGCAACCGCGUCGGGGUCCCCUUCGUCAUGAUGCAGUUUGUCGAUGGCGUCUCGGCCUUCGACGCCUGGUUCACGGCCUGGGAGAAGGGCGGAAACUGGUGGCGGCCUGAGGCGGACGAGGUCCGCAAGGGCAUCUUGGCCCACGUGGCGCUCGCCAUGAGCGAGCUGGGCCGGUUCGAGUUCGACGCAGCUGGCGCGCUGGAAUUCGACGGCCUAGAGGCGCCGUCGAGAGACCCCCGUGGCCGCGAGACCGUCGCCGAAGUCACGGGCAUCGGGCCGCUCCGGGUUCUGGACAUCGAGGCCAUGCUGGACAGAUGGCUAUGCAAGCUCAGCCCCGAUGCCAAGGACGCCUGCGAGCGGACGCCCAUCUACACGGAGGUCGGCCCCUGGAAAGGUGAGGACGCCGAGGAGAGGUACUACACGAGCCGGAUGGACUGCCACUACGUGGGGGAGGACACGGCCUUUGGCGGGACCUUGGUCCUCCGGAGCUACCUGCGGUGGUUCCACGAGAGCGCGCGCGUGCUGGGCCUGGGGUUCGAGGGCGACCGGGUCGAGAAGGGGGUUGUGGGCGAGGGCGCGCAGCGGCGCUGGGCCACGGUGCCGCGGGCGCCGUUCGUGCUCGCGCACCCGGACCUCAGCCUGCACAACGUCAUCGUCGACGCCCGCGGCCGGCUCUGGUUCGUCGGCUGGUCCGGCGUGGCGGCCGUGCCGCGCGCCGUCGGCCACGAGGCCCUGCCGCUGUGGCUCGUCCGCGACUGGAAUCCCUUCGUCCACCGCUGGCGCGACACCGACUGGCCGUGGCGCUACCGCGACCGGCCGUGGGCCGUGAACCAUAACGGCGCCGGCCCCAGGGCACCCGCCGCCCCCGUGCCCGAGCACAACCGCACCGAGGAGCCGCGCUGGAAGCUGCGCGCCUGGCGCGACUACUACGCCGACUGCAUGCGCCAGGCCCGGGCGGCCUGGGGCGCAGCUGAGGCCGAGCAGGAGGCCCGCGAGUGGGAUGCCUGGCUGCUGGAGCAGGCCCGAAUGGCCGAGGCUGCGGAGCAGGACAGCCUCGAGGCGGCGCGGGCGGACCUGUUUGCGCCUCGGGGGAAAGGCGGAGGGGCGAAGGUCAAGGGUAAGGAGAAGGCGGCGGUGAUGGAGGAGAAGGAGGAGGCAAAGAGAGAUGACGAGGAGCAGUGGGAUGAGCCCCGGGGGCGGCCGCGGUACAGACACGGCGAAGAGCCUCCGCCUGCAUCCGCAUCACACAAGCCAGAACGGCAUGUCUCCUUCGCCGCCGGCACCAAGCCCGAGAGCAGCCAGCCACCGCGGAUCGACAGCAGCGGCGACGGCAAGCCCCAGAUGAAUCGCACGCUCCUGUCCCUGCUGCCGCUGACGCUGGUGACGGCGGCCAACGACCCGCGGUGCCGGCCCAUGGCGCUGCAGGAGAUCUUCCACCAGGCGGUGCCCGAGGUGGCGCGGUGGGAGAACUUCGAGCUGGCGCGGGCGCGGGAGCGGGCGGGCGAGGGCCGUGAGACGGUGCCACGCCCCUACGAGGUCGAGGACCGGCGCCUGUUCUACCGCAUGCUGCUCGACGUCGCAGGCGUGUCCCGGGGCCCGGGACGGCCAGUGGAAGCCCGGCUGGGCGGGUACGGGGAUUGA
Neoarthrinium moseri is the source of this 2517-nucleotide messenger RNA. RefSeq lists its product as uncharacterized. The transcript has a single exon. Lineage: Eukaryota; Fungi; Ascomycota; Sordariomycetes; Amphisphaeriales; Apiosporaceae. The record is from RefSeq and is a predicted model, not a curated record. The coding region runs from base 1 to 2517 and encodes 838 amino acids.